Messenger RNA from Haliaeetus leucocephalus (bald eagle), 432 nucleotides. It is a transcript of the gene EN1, whose product is annotated as engrailed homeobox 1. The transcript has 2 exons. Lineage: Eukaryota; Metazoa; Chordata; Aves; Accipitriformes; Accipitridae. Gene Ontology annotation, molecular function: RNA polymerase II cis-regulatory region sequence-specific DNA binding; DNA-binding transcription factor activity, RNA polymerase II-specific. The record is from RefSeq and is a predicted model, not a curated record. Gene Ontology annotation, biological process: multicellular organism development; neuron differentiation; regulation of transcription by RNA polymerase II. Bases 1 to 432 code for a protein of 143 amino acids. Gene Ontology annotation, cellular component: nucleus.
AUGCCGCUGCCCUUCUCGGAUGUAUUCCUCCCCCGGCCAGCUAGCGAGAAACAUCGCCGGGAGCCGGGACUUUUUAAGGCAGCCGAUCCAGGUGACUUGUGCUACUCGCAGAGAGGCCCCCGCACCAGGAAGCUGAAGAAGAAGAAGACGGAGAAGGAGGACAAGCGGCCGCGGACGGCGUUCACGGCCGAGCAGCUGCAGCGGCUGAAGGCGGAGUUCCAGGCGAACCGGUACAUCACGGAGCAGCGGCGGCAGAGCCUGGCCCAGGAGCUCAGCCUCAACGAGUCCCAGAUCAAGAUCUGGUUCCAGAACAAACGAGCCAAGAUCAAGAAGGCGACGGGCAUCAAGAACGGGCUGGCGCUGCACCUCAUGGCCCAGGGACUCUACAACCACUCCACCACCACCGUGCAGGACAAAGAGGAGAGCGAGUGA